AUGAAUGCAGUAAUCGCUCUCAUCGUACUUUUGCUCAUCGUUGCUGCCGCUUUUGCAACGCCACAUUUCGAGGUCGAUUCCCACCACGAUCCCCAUUACGAUCCGCACCACGAUCAUCAUCUCUAUCGGCACCACGAUCCUCAUGAUGAUCCUCACUACGAUCCGCACCACCACGACGAACAUCAUUAG
Molecule: messenger RNA, 189 nt
Organism: Drosophila teissieri
Lineage: Eukaryota; Metazoa; Arthropoda; Insecta; Diptera; Drosophilidae
Product: histidine-rich glycoprotein
Exons: 1
Coding region: 1-189 (62 amino acids)
Source: RefSeq, a predicted model, not a curated record